This is a messenger RNA of Notothenia coriiceps (black rockcod), 1921 nucleotides long. Its product is annotated as sodium/hydrogen exchanger 8-like. Gene Ontology annotation, molecular function: potassium:proton antiporter activity; sodium:proton antiporter activity. The record is from RefSeq and is a predicted model, not a curated record. Gene Ontology annotation, cellular component: membrane. The transcript is spliced from 5 exons. Gene Ontology annotation, biological process: regulation of intracellular pH; potassium ion transmembrane transport; proton transmembrane transport. NCBI's taxonomy places the organism in Eukaryota, Metazoa, Chordata, Actinopteri, Perciformes, Nototheniidae. Bases 1 to 765 code for a protein of 254 amino acids.
AUGGGAAUAAACCCUUUUCCCCACCUUCCCCUUUGGUUUCAUUUUACAAUAAAAACUCACCACUAUGUUACAUGUUUUCUCUUUCCAGAAACGUGUGUGUUUGCCUUCCUCGGUCUCUCCAUCUUCAGCUUCCCUCAUAACUUUGAAAUAUCCUUCGUCGUCUGGUGCAUAGUCCUGGUUCUUCUAGGCCGAGCAAUAAACAUCUUCCCCCUGUCAUUCCUGCUCAACUUCUUCAGAGAUCACAAGAUCACUCCCAAAAUGAUGUUCAUCAUGUGGUUUAGUGGUUUGCGAGGUGCCAUCCCUUACGCCUUGAGUCUCCAUUUGGGCCUGGAGCCAAUUGAGAAAAGGCAGCUUAUUGGCACCACCACCAUCAUCAUUGUUCUCUUCACCAUCCUCCUCAUGGGGGGCGGGACCAUGCCACUCAUUCGCAUCAUGGACAUCGAGGAAAGCAAGUCGCGGCGUAAGAACAAGAAAGACAUCAAUCUCAGCAAGACGAAGAAAAUGGGUAAUACCAUUGAAUCCGAGCACCUUUCUGAGCUGACAGAGGAGGAGUACGAGGCGCAUAUCUACCAGAGGCAAGAUCUGAAGGGCUUUAUGUGGCUAGAUGCUAAAUACCUUAACCCCUUCUUCACUCGCAGGCUCACUCAAGAGGACCUGUUACAUGGCCGGAUCCAGAUGAAGACGCUGACCAACAAGUGGUACGAAGAAGUUCGCCAAGGACCCUCAGGCUCCGAGAAUGAUGAUGAUGAAGCUGAACUUCUUUGAACCUAGCAAACAUUUUCCGUGUGAAUGUGCACAGUGGUUCUGAAAUGUGUCAAAUUCCAGUGGGGUUCCUGUAAAACUGGAAUCCUAAAUUGUAACACUGGAACCAAAAAAAGACUUACCUGUGAAAUGAUAUUUCUCCUAUAAAUGCUAUAUUGUUACUUGCUAAAGAAACACAGGAAGUUUGGUUGAUCUCUUUCCCUGAUGCUUCUUUACAACACGAAGGUCUGAAUGUCAUAUGGGUAUGUUAAGCAAUACUAGAGCACCUUUUUGGCUUUGGUUGGUCCUUCACUUUUGUAUUGUCUCUGAUCUUUUUAACAUAAGCUUCAUUUUAAUUGAAGUCUGUGUCAGGGGAAGGAUGCAUCAUACUGUUGCUACAGGCUUUAUUUUAAAAGUAUGAUUUGAAAUAGGCCACAGGUUGCAGCUUUAAGUGGCUUCCUGUUGAACUAGAUUUAAUUCUCUCCAGGUUUCUACAUGUGUAUGCAUUAAUGAAUCUGACUGAACCCAUACUGUACAUAUAUAAUGAAGAUAAAACAAAUAUUUUUUUCUCUGAUGACUCAUUUUGUCCGACUUGCUCUGGAGGCUCUCCUACAUGAGACGUUGAAAUCUCGCGGGACAAAGACGCCCGUAGACUUGAGAACGAGGCGGCGCAGUUUCUCUCCACGGGCUGCGGAAGCGAAAUGCUUGAUGGUCGCCUAACCAGCAGUGAAGCUGAGCGUCCACUACAGCCUCCAGUAACACAGCAAAUGAAGAUAAAUACUGGAGAGAGUUAAAACUAAUGAAAAUAAUCAUUUUCCAAACAUUAAACAUCUCGCUUACAGGAUAAUAAUUAUGCUCAAGGAUAUUGCUUUCAUUUGCAAUCAUGGAUACGGUUUGCCUUCACCAGAUCAAGUUUUCUGUUUCUGUUUCAGUCUCUGGCGAGGCUCUUUCCACAAAAUGUGUAUGUAAGGAAAUGUUGCUUUUGUGAUUGUUCACUAUGUAUUCCUAAUGAACAUAGGAAGCAAUGAAUGUGUGGGUAACUGGGAUCAAUAACUUGUGAAUCUAUUUAUUUAUCAAAUAUGUAUUUGUUGUUGGUGGGACAAAAGCUUUUUUACUAGCUCUAUGAGCACUGCAGAAAAAUAGGAACAAAUAUUAAAUAAAACAAUAUUGACAUCCUAAA